Coregonus clupeaformis (lake whitefish) is the source of this 1598-nucleotide messenger RNA. It is a transcript of the gene gng10, whose product is annotated as guanine nucleotide binding protein (G protein), gamma 10. Gene Ontology annotation, cellular component: heterotrimeric G-protein complex. The record is from RefSeq and is a predicted model, not a curated record. Gene Ontology annotation, biological process: G protein-coupled receptor signaling pathway. NCBI's taxonomy places the organism in Eukaryota, Metazoa, Chordata, Actinopteri, Salmoniformes, Salmonidae. Bases 165 to 371 code for a protein of 68 amino acids. Gene Ontology annotation, molecular function: G-protein beta-subunit binding. The transcript has 3 exons.
AAUGGUCCUCCCCAUCUGAGGAUGUGGCUUCCGCUUCAAAAGUUUGGGAAGUGAAAUAUUUUUUUAUUUUAACCUGUCCUGAAAGCGCCGUUUCUCGUCAAUAUUUCAAAUAGACCUCAAACAAUUUGACAAACAAACACGACAUAAAAGAAUAAAGCAUCAACAUGACGUCUAAUUCCAACGUGUCCAACAUGCGUCGCCUUGUAGAACAACUGAAACUGGAAGCCAGCGUGGAACGGAUUAAGGUGUCUCAGGCAGCGGCUGAGCUCCAACAGUACUGCCUGCAGAAUGCAGCUAAAGACGCCCUGCUGGUGGGGGUUCCGACAGGCUCCAACCCCUUCAGAGAACCACGAUCCUGUAACCUGUUCUAAGGACAGGACACAAAAAACGGCAGAAUCAUGCAGAGGAAAACGUACGUUGGAAUCCAAAAAACGAUGAAAAAGUGAUCUGGUUGCAUUAUUUUAGAGAUAAAUGUUUUCUCUCAUGCCCACGUUGCUUUGUAAUGAUUCUUUAAUAAUAUAUGUUAUAUGGAGUAAUAAUAUGUUUGUAUAUGAGCUCAAUAUUUGUUUCUUGGAUGUUAGUAUUUUAGUCCCAAAAGUUUUUUUUUAACGUUUGGUAACACAUUUGAUAUUAAUCUGAUCUUACACAGUACCGGUAUAGUAGGUCUAACGUUGUAGUUACAACGUUGUUACGUUGUGCUUUAGUAAUUGCUUCGUAUUGCAUUUUUUAUGGAGUUUAGUGGUUUUGGUAAAAGGAGAAUCAUCUUAAACUGAAGAGAUGUUUAUGUCGGAGAGCUCCAAACUGCCUCGGAAUCGUAAAAAACUCCUUCCUUUCCUGUUGCUGAGACGUUGUUGCUUAAUGGAAGCAGCUAUGGUCAGAGACAGGAAGCUAGGCCUUCCUGUUUAAAACCACCAAAGUUACUUAAGAAUUUACAUGGAAUUCCAGUUAUUUUCAGUUACAUUGUUACUUUCAGUUAAUUCAAAACACACAAGAUGUUGUGCUGAGACGGGAGACAGCCACGGUGGGAACUUAAUUGGUUUCUUUUAGCGUCAUGGAAAAGCUGUAACUGGUUCCAAGGACAGUACUUUCCUCCACCACCCAGUGUCAGUAGAGGCCUUGACCACAGGAUGUUCCUGUGUUUUGUGACUUCCCUUUCCCUUCAACUUAGAUUGUGUCCCAAAUGGUACCUUAUGGCCCAUUAUGGUUCUGGUCAAAAGUAGUGCACUAUAUAGGGAAUAGGGUCCAUUUGAGACAUAACCUUAAUGUGCCAUAUCCUGUCUGAAACAAGAGCUGCAGUCGUGAUGUGGCAUUAUUGGGUUUAUAUUAACUUUCUUUUCACCGGGAGUCCAGGGACCAAAGUCUCUUUAGCAAGGGAGCCUAACAUGCACACAAUUGACAAAAUACAAAUAUACAAAAACACACUCAUUAUUGCCAUCGCCUCUUCCUGUGUCAGAGUGGAACAACUGCAUCAGGAUUCUAAAUCUGGGAUCGUUUGUAUUUAUCACUUUGUUUGUUAUUCAUUUUUGAGGGGGUAGAUCAGCUUUAAUAUUGCAGAUAGAUUGUAACUUCCAUCAAUGUAAUUGUCUGCAUCACUUCCA